This is a messenger RNA of Durusdinium trenchii, 2889 nucleotides long. The record is from the annotation of a GenBank genome assembly. Lineage: Eukaryota; Dinophyceae; Suessiales; Symbiodiniaceae.
AUGGCAAAGUGCUUGCUGCGGAAGGGCUUUUGUCUCAUAGGCUUAGGUGGAAAACAUCAGCAAACUGUGGAUGCUGCUCGCUUGGAUGCACUGAAGCUGCUCCAAGAAGAUGACGGCAAACGCUUUCGGCCACCAGCCUCAUUGAUCGUGGACGGGCUCUUAGGUGAAGAAGGUUCGGCCGAAAUCAUGGAUUUGGAAGGCUACAACUUUGCGACCCAACAGAAACAAGGGCUACGGGCUGCAGAUACCUUUUUGAAGCAAGUCUUUGAUGCGGUUACCCCUUUGGACUCCAUACUCGGGUGCCGCAUGACGACCCAGUCCCCUUGCAUCCUGCACAAAGCAGGCAUUCCCAUGGAUAGUGAUGUUCCAGAGCUGACGCCUGGAGACUGCCAGAAAUGGCUGAAGAUACUAGGCCAUAGUAGAUUGAUGUUAGUGCUCUUCCUGGGCCCUGGCUUUGGGCGGAUGGAGUUCCAGCCCUUGGAUGCUGAAGUUGAUACUGUGGAGCUGGAUGUUGGGCCAGGCACGUUGUUGUUGCUGCGGUCCGAUGGCUUGACACAUCGCUUCUUCUCCACAGCUCGAUCCUUGGCCUUGAGCUGUUUCCUUAUGGAGGAUGCUACUCACAGCUGGCGAAGGCGAUUUGGUGUCCCGGUCGUGGUGACCCCCGUGUGUCGAGAUUUGAUGGAUUGGGCCAAGGAGCAUUGGGAGGAGUCCCGACGGAAUCAGAGCAUUGGCGACAAAGGUCAAGAACUGGAUAGCACUUUGCCAGGCCAGUGGCAGCGGAUGGCUUCGCAGGUCUUCCAAAUGGGCCCCCAAAUAGCUGUGCGGGGCACAAGCUGCAAGCUGCCGGCCUCCUACAGCGACGCAGGGUUUUGGUGCGGUGCGGAGACUGGAUGUGACUUACUCGAGGAGGUGCCGCUUUGCCGCUGGGACCAUGCGGAUGUCUAUGACCCAGAUCGUGAGAGCUGGAAGUGGGGCAAGACCAGUUGCAUGGACCCAGGGCAACGGCAUAUUCUCGAGACUUCCUAUGAGGCGCUUUAUUUCAGUGGCUUUCAGAAGAAGUCUUUGAUGAGAUCGUUGAUUGGCGUCUACAUUGGUGCGGCCACUUCUGAGUUUGGCUUUGCACCUCAAGACUGCUCCAUGUCCGGAACUGGCGGUGCAAACAGUAUCACUUCCAACCGGAUUUCCUUCUGCUUGGGCUUGCAGGGUCCAAGUUUCACAAUUGAUGCACAAGGGGCUGCAGCCCUGGCUGCUUUGACCAAUGGAGCCAUGAGUUUGCGCUUGCAGACCGAUCUCUACAAACCGAAUCAUACGGCUUUGGUAGGUGGUGUGUACCUGAUGUUAGCUGGAGUCACUUGGAUAUUGCUCAGUGCCAAAGGGCACUUGUCACAUCAAGGUCGUUGCAUGACCUUUGAUCAAUCAGCUGACGGCUAUGCAAAGAGUGAGGGUGUAGCCAACCUAGUGCUUACCCGAAUGGAUGAUCAGAAUGAGACGGAGGAGGAGUCGAAGCCCAAGGGGAUCAUUGCAGCCACCCAUUCCAGCCACGGAGGUAGGAGUGCCUCGUUGACGGCGCCAUGUGGUCCGAUGCAAGGCGAGAUGAUCCACCAGGCCUUGCGGCAGGCAGCCAUUGCAGCGAGCACCAUGGAAGCUGUUGAGUGCUUUGGCCAUGGAGUUUCCAUGCAGGACGCCGUCGAGGCACAGGUGACCAAACACGCCUUGCGUGGUUCUGUUCAGGACGAGGUGCCUUUGGCCUUGACCUCUUGCUUCUCUCAGGCUGGGAUGCCAAUGGAAGCAGCAGGGAUGGCACAAAUCCUGAAAGUCCUCAUCACCCAAAAAUAUGGCACAAUCGUUCCUUUAUUGCACUUGCAACAGCUGAACCCACACAUCGAGGACUCCCUCAAUGAAUGUGCUCUUUUCGCCAGUGAGCAUGUGCAGUUGGAAGGGCUGAGCUCCUACCAUGGGAUUACGGGCCGAAGCAUUGGCGGAACUAUGUGCCAUGUGAUCACCUUGGGCAAUGUUCAAGUGGAGCAGCUGGAGAAGCCAGCCAUCGCUCAAGGAGAAGAGGCCACAUAUGAGACCAGCCGGGAAGCACGAGAGCUUGCAGCGAGAGCCAUUCUUAGCAAUGUGGGCUACCUCCUUCCGGUCAAGUGGGGCAAGCCUGAACGCUCUGCCCUUUUCCUGGGCGUAGGGCCUACAGACUUGGAAUCACGAGGACUGGUGAAAUGGAUCGAGGAGGAGUUGCUGACCUCCGGUGAGGGAUCGAUUAGCAUCCCCUGGACGUUUCUUGGACGCUUUAGCUCUGGAAUCCACUUGAUGGCUACGGUCGAGCAUUCUGGACUCUACUUGCUGCAUGUUCCAGAGACCCCACACUGGCUCAUGGUGCCGAAGGCCAAGUCUGGCAAGCGAGGUCUCGAUUUCAUGACCUCGGACGGGCCCCAAGGGCAGGCGAUGCAAGUCAUGACCCAAAAGACCGUGGGAGGUCACAUCUAUGGAGUAACCUGCUCAAUAGGAGGUGGGCAAAGUGAGCAUGUGGCCGUCUAUAUGCCCGAAGCAACCGCACUGUCCCUCUUCCUCACCAACGAAGAAAGUCCACAGGUGCCGACUCCUGCUUGGAUUGUGGGUGCUCGACCGAUUUUGGAUAUUGAGGAUGCCACCCUGUCGUCCAACGCCACCCUUCAGCCAUUGAAAGGAGUGCGCUUCACAAGCGACUUAGUGGAUGUGCAGAUUGUCUCCUCAAAGUUCAAAGUCAGCGGCAGCAAGCCGAUCGUGGCAUUUUCAGGGGAGACCGAAGAUCUCCUUGGCAUGUCUUUGUCUCCUGACGACGUCCACUUAGCACGCACCAACCGCCUCGGAAAGUGGCCUGUUUGCGAAAUAGGGCCAUCUUCAGAGUGA